AUGCGCUUCCUCACCACCAGUCUGUCUUUGGUGCUGGCAUCAACUGCCCUUGUCGCCGCUCAAAGCGUAACCAUCACAGCACCAAGCGGUAACGAGCAAUGCUCUUCUGUGCCACUCGUCCAAAGUUGCGUCUCAAUAAUGCAAAAGGGCCUCGACAAAUGCGCCUCAAGUGACUGGGACUGCAAGUGUUCAGGCGCAGCCAACAUUUUCGGCUGCUAUGCAGACUGCGUCGGCGAAGACCGCGUAUCCGCCGAACUCCUUAGCGAACACGACUGCCGCACCGCCAACGCAUACGACAAGGGACGAUCCACCGUUAAUGAUGUAUAUACAACUCCCAGUCCUAAUGCCAUUGAGGCUACGCCUACAGAUGCUACUACGACUGCUUCAGCUACGAGCACUAGUGAGCCGACUAAGUCUUGGGGUGAGGAGAAGGCGGCGCCGUCGAAGGGAGCUGCUGCGGCGAGGCCUGUUGGGAGUUGGUUGGCUCUUGUGGGAUUAGGGCUUGGUGUUGCAUUUUGA
Penicillium canescens is the source of this 519-nucleotide messenger RNA. Its product is annotated as GPI anchored serine-threonine rich protein. NCBI's taxonomy places the organism in Eukaryota, Fungi, Ascomycota, Eurotiomycetes, Eurotiales, Aspergillaceae. The coding region runs from base 1 to 519 and encodes 172 amino acids. The transcript is spliced from 3 exons. The record is from RefSeq and is a predicted model, not a curated record.